AGCCCAAAACUUAACAAACAGGGUGUGGUGGUGGUGGCUGUUGAGUAUCUUAUGUCAUCUUCUUUUGCCUUAUCAAUUUAUUUACCCCAAAACACCAAACUUUUCUCUGACUUCUCUGACGUCUCACCAUUGUCCCCUCCACCCUUCUCACCUUUGCUUUCCCAUAAUUAAACAUCCAUACCCACCUUCUUUCUUCCUCUCUCUUGGCAUUUCCUUUUUCUUCUCUACUCUAAACUGGCCCUCUCUUUGCAGCUUAAGCAAAGAAGCCCAGAACGGUGCUCUGUCCUCUGAUGUUGUACGAAAGCUACAUAUUACAACCUGGGCAAGAGAUUAGCUUCAUGGUAGUGAGUUUUAUCGUCUCAAUCUGGCUUUGCUCAUUUAGAAUGUAAACCUCCCACUUGCUCUAAUAUUUCUGCUGCUGAAUUUAAUCAUGAACUCAUCAAAGUUUGAUCUUAAAAUGGAGGCCUCCUCGGAAAAUGACUCUGAUGUUAGCAGCCAAGUUGCUUCUAAUAUAUCUAUCCAAGAAACCUUCCGGGGUCUUUCAAAGGAUAGCCUCACUAACCUUCCCCAUGUCACAAAUCUCAUAACCCCUCAAUCAAGUUCUGAACCUGUUUCCCUUGACUUAGCUCUUAGCUUCAGCUCCAACAAUGAUGAAUUAAUAGGAAGUGCCUCAAUAGGAAUUUCAAUGUCCAGUACAAGUGAGAGUAGCAAUGAACCAUCAACCCAAACGACAGCAGCACCCAUCCCUCGGGUUUUCCCUUGCAAUUACUGUCAACGGAAGUUCUACAGUUCACAGGCUCUUGGUGGCCACCAAAAUGCACAUAAGAGAGAAAGAACACUGGCAAAACGGGCUAUGCGAAUGGGUAUUUUUCAAGAGAGGUAUGCCAGUCUGGCUUCUCUGCCUUUGCACGGGUCUUCAUUAAGGUCUCUAGGAAUUAAAGCACACUCUUCCACGCACCCAACCUACAUGCCACCAUUGAUUCCAGGCGAUUUCAGAAACAGUGCAAGAUUUGAACAGGGCCACAUUAAUCAGCCAAUUUUUGUGGAGGAUGAUGAAGCAGAACUGCCAUGGCCUGGCAGUUUUCGCGAGGUGGCUGAAGCUGCUAGUAGUCCUCGUCCAAGUUUUCUGCUCACCAAAAGUUCAAACAUGAAUUUCGUAGAGAUGACUCACUCAGUGAAUAUCAACGAGUGUCUGCCAGAUCUCACACUGAGACUCUAAAAGGUUUGCUUGCACACAAAGGGCUUUGGCUGUGAGCUUUUGUUACUUGGCUAUGUUAUUUUUCUGUGUACAGUGAGACAUGAACAAGCUAGGCUGCAAGCUCUUGGUACACUCCUAAUCUCCAAUUUGAUGUCUACUAUAUUUGUUUUUCAGGUUUUUAAAACUACCAGAGAAUGAGUUUGGAGAGUGUUAUUUUUAAGAUGUAUAUUGGGAUGUUUGACUACAUUGGAGUGACUGCCUUUAUUUGACCAUGUUUGUUUUGUAUAUGACCCUAAUUAGGUCCUCCAAUCCAACAUGUCCA
Ilex paraguariensis (yerba mate) is the source of this 1520-nucleotide messenger RNA. Lineage: Eukaryota; Viridiplantae; Streptophyta; Magnoliopsida; Aquifoliales; Aquifoliaceae. The record is from the annotation of a GenBank genome assembly.